Molecule: messenger RNA, 737 nt
Organism: Eptesicus fuscus (big brown bat)
Lineage: Eukaryota; Metazoa; Chordata; Mammalia; Chiroptera; Vespertilionidae
Gene: HMGA2
Product: high mobility group AT-hook 2
Exons: 7
Coding region: 247-654 (135 amino acids)
Biological process (GO): regulation of DNA-templated transcription
Cellular component (GO): chromatin; nucleus
Molecular function (GO): DNA binding; transcription coregulator activity
Source: RefSeq, a predicted model, not a curated record
CCCCCUCCUCUUCAUCCGCCCACUGUUAGAGCCGCUGGACGUCCGGUGUUGAUGGUGGCAGCGGCGGCGGCUUAAACAGCAGCCCGCGCAGCACGCCAGCGUUCGCUCCCUCCGCCUCCUUCUCCAGCCCCACCGGCUGCCCUCCCGAAAGGUGCCGGGCCGAUUGGGGGCAGCUGAGGCGAAGCGGCUGCAGCGGCGGUAGCAGCGGCGGAGGCGGCGGCAGCGGCGGAGGCGGCGGGAGGCAGGAUGAGCGCACGCGGGGAAGGCGCCGGGCAGCCGUCCACUUCAGCCCAGGGACAACCUGCCGCCCCCGCGCCUCAGAAGAGAGGACGCGGCCGACCCAGGAAGCAGCAGCAAGAGCCAACUGGCGAGCCCUCUCCUAAGAGACCCAGGGGAAGACCCAAAGGCAGCAAAAACAAGAGUCCCUCCAAAGCUGCUCAAAAGAAAGCAGAAGCCACUGGAGAAAAACGGCCACGAGGCCGACCUAGGAAAUGGCCACAACAAGUUGUUCAGAAGAAACCUGCUCAGGGAGGACUUUUCUUCUCUCAACCAUAUGCACACUUUUGUCACAGCAACCAAGUCCCUGGAAAGGUGAGGUUUAUAGAGGAGGAGACUGAAGAGACAUCCUCACAAGAGUCUGCAGAAGAGGAUUAGGGGGCGCCCACGUUUGAUUUCUACCUCAGCAGCAGUUGGAUCUUUUGAAGGGAGAAGACACUGCAGUGACCACUUACUUUCUG